Messenger RNA from Cavenderia fasciculata, 2388 nucleotides. RefSeq names its product putative helicase. The record is from RefSeq and is a predicted model, not a curated record. Gene Ontology annotation, biological process: DNA-templated DNA replication; regulation of DNA repair. Bases 1 to 2388 code for a protein of 795 amino acids. Gene Ontology annotation, molecular function: single-stranded DNA helicase activity; enzyme activator activity; DNA binding. Lineage: Eukaryota; Evosea; Eumycetozoa; Acytosteliales; Cavenderiaceae. Gene Ontology annotation, cellular component: nucleus. The transcript has 4 exons.
AUGAAUAAAAGAACGAUUCAUAGUGUAAAUAAUGGGAUUGAUAAUGGUGCAACUAGUAGUUUAGCUAGUCCUUUCAAGACGACAAAGACUGUUGUCAAUUCUACAACUACAACUAUUACAACUACAUUGAAUAACCCAGCUAAUAACAAUAACAACAACAACAAUAAUAACAACAACAACAACAACAACAACAACAAUCUCGUUCAAGUAGUAGAGGACGGAGAGAAUUUGACAAACUUUGUGUCAUGUCCUGUAUGCGAAAAGGAGAUGUUAGCUUUACAUAUCAAUGAUCAUUUCGCAAAGUGUGGUGCUAAUCUAUCUCCAAGCAAUAAAGGAAAGAACUCACGACCAAUGAUAACAUCCUCUACUCCAACACCUAACAUAUCAUCAUCACCAUUUUCUUCAAUAUUGAUAUCUAAACCAAAACCAUUAACAAAUAAUAAUAGCAAUAAUAAUAAUAAUAAUAAUAUUAGUAACCGUUUCAUUAAUAUUGAUGAUAAUGAACCACAAUCACAACCGACUAACAAUCUGAACAAUAAUAAUAAUAAUAAUAAUAAUAACAAAACUAAUAACAAUAAUAAUAAUAUUCCUGUAUUACCAAGUAAUAGUGGUAAUACACCUGUGGCAUCUUUAGCAUUAUCAAUUCAAAAAAUACAACACCAACAACAAUCACAACCAGUUUCACAACCAAGUCAACAACCAAGUCAACAAAGUCAACAAAGUCAACCAACAUUACCUGGAUAUCAUAUUAAUUUUACAAAGAAAGGAAUUCAUAUGCCAUUGGCAGAAAAGAUGAGACCAACUACAAUGAAAGAAUUUAUAGGACAACAUGAAUUGAUGGAUCAAAGUUUAAUUUCCACUCUAUUCAAAAGCGGUGACAUGCCAUCUUGCAUUAUAUGGGGCCCACCUGGUUGUGGAAAGACAACAUUAGCAAGGCUGAUUGCCAAGAAUUCAAGUUCUCAUAUCAUCAUGAUGAGUGCUGUUGGCUCUGGUGUAGCAGACAUCAAAAAACAUGUCCAAGAAGCUCAAAACUCUCUUGCUUUUGGUAAAAAAACUAUAUUAUUUAUUGAUGAAAUUCAUCGAUUUUCAAAAUUACAACAAGAUGCAUUAUUACCUCCUGUUGAAAAUGGUAUAGUUACUUUGAUUGGAGCAACAACUGAGAAUCCAUCAUUUGAAGUAAACAAUGCAUUGUUAAGUCGAUGUAGGGUAUUUACUUUAACGAAAUUAACGACCGAUAAUAUAGCAGCCAUUUUAAAAAGAGCGAUUGAAACGAGUAACCAGUAUGCACAGGUCAAGAUCAAAAUUGAAGAAUCAACACUCAUGUCAUUGGCAGAGUUGGCAGAUGGAGAUGCUCGAUCAGCACUCAAUGUCAUUGAUAUGGUAUUGAAAGGAAUAAAAAACUCUGGCAAAGAGUCAAUGACGAUCGAACGAGAGCAUUUGGGAGGACUGAUGCAACGUGCUAGUUUGCAAAACGACAAGAAUGGAGAAAGCCAUUACAAUAUGAUAUCGGCAUUGCACAAGUGCAUUCGUGGUAGUGAUGCCAAUGCUGCAACGUAUUGGUUGACGAGAAUGUUAAAGUCUGGAAGUGACCCACGAUUCUUGGGUAGGAGAAUGAUUCGAAUGGCAAGUGAAGAUAUUGGACUUGCUGACCCUCUAGCCAUGGGUAUCGCUGUUGCAGCGUUCCAAGCUGUAGAUGUAGUUGGUAUGCCAGAAUGUUCAUUGUCACUCUUGCAAGCAGCAGUUUAUCUAGCACAAGCACCCAAAUCCAAUAGCUUGGAAUUGGCGUACAAUGAAACAUGCGAUUUCCUCGCAAAUCAUGACUCCCCACCAGUUCCUUUACAAAUAUGUAACGCACCUACCAAACUCAUGCGAGAUAUUGGGUAUCACAAGGGUUAUCAAUACAAUCACGAUUAUGAAUCACAGCUUGAUGUCGAUCAGCAAUAUCUACCCGAUUCCAUCAAAGAUAAAGUAUUCUUUACUUACAAACAAACUUGUAAUGGUGUUCAAAGAAUGACACAAAACUUUGUAUCUCCUCCUCCUCUUAUUUCACAACAAUCAGUAUUUAAAAAUCAAAAUCAAAAUAAUAAUAAUAAUAAUAAUAAUAGUCAAAACAACAACAUUCAACCUAAUAAUAAGAAUAAUACAAACUCGACUCCAAGUUUACUUUUGCCAACCAAAACAAUUUCAAAUAGCCAAACCUCAACCACAAAUACACCUCCUCCUCAAAACAAGACCCCGACAAAAACAAUAUCUCUUAGAACAUCCAGUAGUAGAAAUAAUAAUAAUAAUAUAAAAGCUGGUCCAUCCAGUCAGGAAAGUACUACUAUUAUAGCAAUAAUAUUAGUGAUUCAAGCCAACCAUCCACACAAGAUGAUGAUUAUGAGAUAG